Messenger RNA from Ooceraea biroi (clonal raider ant), 2235 nucleotides. RefSeq names its product general transcription factor IIIC subunit l(2)37Cd (gene l(2)37Cd). The record is from RefSeq and is a predicted model, not a curated record. NCBI's taxonomy places the organism in Eukaryota, Metazoa, Arthropoda, Insecta, Hymenoptera, Formicidae. Gene Ontology annotation, molecular function: RNA polymerase III type 1 promoter sequence-specific DNA binding; RNA polymerase III type 2 promoter sequence-specific DNA binding. Gene Ontology annotation, cellular component: transcription factor TFIIIC complex. Gene Ontology annotation, biological process: transcription initiation at RNA polymerase III promoter.
AAAGUGAGGCAGUGGUAUGACUCAAUAAUAAGUAAUUCCAAUCAGACGCGGUUCUUAUUUUCGAGUAGUGUAACUCGGCAUAACUGCUGUUGACAAGAGAACUGAUUCGCUAUAUUUAAUUUAAUUUAUAUUUUCUAAACGUAGACCUCCAGAUUAUUAAAGCCGGUGCAAAUUUUCCCAUAAAUUUGUUGGUUCCGUAAUCCAGCGCGAUCGGAGUGUGUCUUAACCUCAAAUUCUGUAAAUUGAUUCUCGUAUUAAUUUAGUAUUUUGAGGGAGAAUUAUACGUUUUCACGGACACUUUCAAGCGCGAAGAAGACUCGAUGAGUGAAACGAGCGAGCCGAGUGACAUCGAGACUUCUGACAAGCAAGACGACAAGGAUGCGGACUUCAACGUGGACGACUAUCGACACGAAAUCGACAGCGACGACUCUUACAACGAAUUUCCAGAAAGCGAUGUUAACGUGGAGAAUGAUAGUGCUCAGGGCAACAGGUACAUGGGCCCGGUAAUCUCUGGACACAGAUUUGAUAAGAAGCUGAUAUGCGUCAAGUAUCCAGGAAAUGUAGUUAAUGUCGAUAAAGCUAUUGAAACAUUAGGUGGCAUCAGUGCUAUUUCUAUGACUGUAGAUGUUCCAAAUAGAAGGUUGGAGUUACGAUUCAGACCUGACGAUGGCUAUUGCAAACCUACCUGUGGAGACAGACACGCCACAAUCGGUUUCUUGCUCAGAGUUAGGGUAAAAAAACGUAUGGUGAGGCAGAUGGAAGCUGCUGGUACAGUAAUAGCUGCAAGUCUAAAAGCCACUACGUCUCGGAUUAAAGAUUGCGAUACUAGUCGCGUACACUGUGAUAUUGGGACUGCCAUGGGGGAAAGACGUGCGGAUGAAGCUGAGAAUGUGCCUGCAAAUGAGAGUACGGAGAGGAAAGAGAACGCACCGCCUACUUUCGACGCUCGUGGAAACGAAAAUUUGUCUCGGGAUGCGGACUACGAGCUACCGCGGUUGAAGGUGCUGGGGAGGGUUGAGACCGAGUUCAAAUUUACCAAUCUGUGUGACUUUCAGUACGUACCCAUGACGCAGAGCAGGUCGGAUCCGAGGAAGUUGGAGUGCAUAUACAGCAUGAUAUACCCGACUGGCAUCCCGCCUUACGCCUGGCUGAAGAACGACGUCCCGUACUUCUUGCCGCCCGCCGCGUUCAGCAGAAUGGACACGGUGCAGCAGUACGUGCCCAAGACAGCGGUAGACUCCAGCCCGGAGAACAUAAUCGGCAAAAGCAAGAAGUGCCAGGCGGGCUUUCCCAACUACAUAUACUUCUCCACGGCGGACGUACCCGCCGCGGCGCCGAGGGGCAUCGAGACCGCUAUGAAGGUGAAAUUCCUGCACAAGCUGCACCUGGAGCAGGUGCGCCAGCUGUUCGAGGAACGGCCGAUCUGGUCGAAGAACGCGAUCAUGCACAAGACGCAAUUCACGUCCGAGCAGCUGAAGAUACUGCUGCCGUCGGUGGCGUAUUACUUCAUGACCGGCCCGUGGAGGAUCAUGUGGGUGAAACUGGGCUACGAUCCGAGGAAGGACAUCAACGCGAGGAAGUACCAGACAUUGGAUUACCGGUUGAAGGCUAUGCACGGAUUAGGUUCGACCGUCCGAUGCAAGAGGAACUAUUCGAAUUAUACGUUACCGUACAAGUCGACGCCGGUUUCUAAGCAGAAGUCCGUCGUACUUACUGCGAACGUGAGCCAGGAACAAAAUCCAAAGAAAAAGCGGCAUCUGCACGAGAACGUGUACAUAUAUCGCGACGGCAUGGUACCUCCCUCUCGGCAAAUGUUCUAUCAGUAUUGCGACAUCCUAGUAGCAGAAAUACAAGAGAUGCUGGCGAAGCUUCCCGAUCCUUUACCCGGUAUAAAGUGCCACGAGAAAAGGGGAUGGCUGCCGACUGGCUUCGACGUGCAGUGCCGAGAGAUCAUAAACAGACAAGUGCGCGCUGUACUGAGAAAAAGGAUGAACAUUCCUGAAGACCAUCCAACAUCGCUUCCACGAAAACGAAGACGUGGCAUUAGGUUAAAGAGUAAUAUGACGAUUAAAAGGACGAAAAAGAAAAAAGCGAGUUCUACGGAGAUUCAGUCGGACGUUACCUCUACUUUAGGUUAAAAAACGGAAUGCAAUUAAUGAGAAUGAUUGGAAUGCCGUGUUGUGUUGUGUCGUGUCGUGUCGCGACGAAUGAACGAAAUAAACAGAAGUGAUAUGU